UAUACAUAUAUUUAUAUAUAUAUAGACAGUUGAAAUUUGCCCUGGUUUUUAUCCUGUAUAGGUGAAUUAAUGGUGCUAUUAGUAUCUAUAGUACCCAUCGUGUACACAGUACACUAUUUUUCUUCCAAAUUAGUGAUACCUUGGGUAAAAACUAUAAAAACAAGUUGCACCUUGAUGAGACACCUAGAUAAGAAGUGAUAUAGAUGCCCUACUGGCCGACCUCCAGAGCACCGUUUCGGGCACAACGGGGGCCGGCUCCCACGGCUCCCAUGGCUCCCACUAUUCCUCCGGGUACGCCCAAAGGGCUCCUGUUAGACAUUCUCCGGACCUCGAAGGUCAGAUCUCCAAAUCCGACAGCUAUGGAGUGAAAUCGGGCAACUACGGAAAGUCGACUUCCGACAGUCGCGUCAGUCCCACUUUUGGACCCCACAGUGCUGGACAGUCCGCCAUGGAGAAGACGGAGAAGAGGUCGUUCAACAACAAUCUGGACGAGUUGGACUCCCUGCUUCUGGACCUGAGCAGCAGAUACAAUACGCCAACACCUUCAGAUAAUAUGAAUGGAAGUGGCAUCUAUCAUAACGGUUCUUCUGGUGGUAGGAGUCCAGCAAGCUAUUCCUAUUCAAGGCCAACUAGUGCCCAAAGUACUUCGAAUAGGCCUUCAGUCGACAGCUUGUUAGAAGAACUCAGUUCCACUGGGGAUGUGAUAUAUACAGGGCCUAAAAAGGUUGUCAUAACCGUUAAGGAAACGAAAACGGAAACAGGUUUUCCUGGUGAAACCGAGUUGAUUUCUUCCCAUGUGACAACCACGCAGGUUCCAGCAGCUUCUACAGCUACGAGGGAACUCGAUGACCUCAUGGCCAGCCUGUCGAAUGCGAAGGUUAACCCGGGGCUCCAGCAUCACACGGUCUCUGACUCGCAAUACGCGCGUCCCAUCAAGGCUACCCAGUCCCAGACAGCCCCCAAAAAGGACCUAGAUUCCAUGCUAGGCAACCUACAAGCCGACAUGAGCCGACAAGGAGUCAACACCAGCCAGAAGGGCUGCUGCAACGCCUGCGACAAGCCCAUCGUGGGUCAAGUGAUCACUGCCCUGGGCAAAACCUGGCAUCCGGAGCACUUCACCUGCGCCCACUGCAGCCAGGAACUCGGCACCAGGAACUUCUUCGAGCGGGAAGGCAAACCCUACUGCGAGCCAGACUACCACAAUUUGUUCAGCCCGAGAUGCGCCUACUGCAACGGACCUAUCCUCGACAAAUGCGUGACGGCUCUGGAGAAGACCUGGCACAUGGACCACUUUUUCUGCGCUCAGUGCGGGAAGCAGUUCGGAGAAGAUGGCUUCCAUGAGCGCGAAGGGAAGCCGUAUUGUCGGGACGACUAUUUCGAUAUGUUUGCCCCCAAGUGUGGGGCUUGCAAUCGUGCCAUAAUGGAGAAUUACAUCUCCGCGCUGAAUUCGCAAUGGCAUCCUGAUUGUUUCGUCUGCAGGGACUGCAAGUUGCCGGUGCAAGGAAAGUCUUUCUAUGCGGUGGAGGGUAAACCAGUUUGCCCGGGAUGUAUCGGAGCUGAUGAGGAAGAGGACGAAUGAUAUGCCCUUGAGAAUGACCCCUUAUAUGCCCCUUCUUUCAUGCUAAAAACCGCCCGAUAUGCCCCUUCUCGAUUUGAACUGUCACCUCCCCCAAUGCUACAACUAUUGUAUAAAAUUUAUAUAUUAUUUUAAUAAAGAUUGUUGAAAUAAAUGAAUAAAAAAAAGGAAAAAAAAAAUAGAAAGAACGAAGAAACCACAAGCCACAAUCACAUACGCCGAGACUUGUUCUCUUUCGGGCCUGUUUUUUGUGAUGAAUGGGUUCAGUCUUGACUGAAAUUGUUUUAUUUCGGAACGGCGAGUUAUUUUAAGAAAAUGUCUAGGUACAAGUAAAUAUUACACGCCGCUGUGAAUGUUGCGCUUGUGGUUUCUUUCUCGUACGAAAAUAAAGAAAAUAGAGAUGAAAGAAAGUGAUUGAAGCGUGGCGUUACGGCAUACGUCGUAUUAAGCCCACGCG
Messenger RNA from Phaedon cochleariae (mustard beetle), 2033 nucleotides. The record is from the annotation of a GenBank genome assembly. NCBI's taxonomy places the organism in Eukaryota, Metazoa, Arthropoda, Insecta, Coleoptera, Chrysomelidae.